AUGACCAUACCCGUUUCAAGCAGCGACCUUAGCCACACGGGCAAUUUCUUCACGGUGUUUUGCGAAGAUGCGCGCUCGAACAACAGAAUGAAACCUAAGACAGCGAUCGAUAACUGCUUUUGCUGGUCUUCAAGUUUUGUGAAUGCAGCGAAGGAACAUAAAACCUCAUUGGGAAAAGAACAAUUAGAAGAUCGAAACAAACAAGGCAACAGUAUGUUACGCUAUCGAUUCCUGUUUCAUGGCUAG
Plasmopara halstedii is the source of this 246-nucleotide messenger RNA. RefSeq lists its product as uncharacterized. Bases 1 to 246 code for a protein of 81 amino acids. The record is from RefSeq and is a predicted model, not a curated record. The transcript has 2 exons. NCBI's taxonomy places the organism in Eukaryota, Oomycota, Peronosporomycetes, Peronosporales, Peronosporaceae.